AUGGGCGCAACCCCGUUUCAUCGUUACAUCCUCGAGGUCCGGCUACCAAAGCACUUUGAUAAGCCGACGGACAUGAGGUAUGACAGAACCCAAGACCCGCAGGAGCACCUUACGGCCUUCGAGGCCAGGAUGAACUUGGAGGGAUUGGGAGACGAGGUAAGGUGCCACGCUUUCCCAGUCACUCUGGCGGGACCUGUAAUACGGUGGUUUAACAUCCUCCUGCGGGGCUCGGUGGCCAGGUUUUCGGACAUUAGCCGCGCUUUCCUAGCCCAAUUCACUACCAGAAUUGCAAAGGAAAAGCACCCGAUCAAUUUGCUCGGGGUGACUCAGAGGUCCGGCGAGCCGACCAGAAAAUAUCUAGACCGGUUCAAUGACGAGUGCUUGGAGAUCGAUAGGCUAACCGAUUCGGUAGCUAGUCUGUGCCUGACGAAUGGACUUCUGAACGAGGACUUCAGGAAGCAUCUCACCACGAAGCCGGUGAGGACGAUGCAGGAGAUCCAGAUCGUAUUCAGGGAAUGUAUCAACGAUGAAGAAGUCAGCCAGGACGUGGCUGCCAACAAGCGGCAGCCCUCCUACAAUCAAUCUAGGCAGUACGGUGGCGGAGAAAGACAAAAGGAGCACGCCAGAGACGGCGGUCCGGGCAAGACGUCCAGGUCGUUUUCCCGGGUCGGGAAGUUCACCAAUUAUACCCCUCUCUCCGCCUCCAUCAUAGAAGUUUAUCAGCAGAUAGCCGAGAAGGGAAUUUUGUCGAAGCCCCGACCUCUGAAGGACCGAACCGGAGGGAACAAGAGCCUCUAUUGUGAUUAUCAUAAGGGCUAUGGACAUAAGACACAGGAUUGUUUCGACCUCAAGGAUGCGCUAGAACAAGCGAUCCAGGACGGGAAACUGGCCGAAUUCUCCCAUCUCAUCAGGGAGCCGAGAAGACGAGAUCGCAAUCGCGAGGGAGAGGACAAGACCCGCGCGGUGAAGCGACGUCACGAGACGGAGGACAAUGAACAUGGCCUUACCAUAGUGAACAUGGUAACAGCAAGAGACGCGGCCCCAAGGUCGAAGUCGGCACACAAGAAAGACGCCAAAGUCCUGGCAGUUUCCUCAUCUUCCGCGCGAAGCUCCAAGAGGUUUCCACCCAUCUCGUUCAGUCCAGAAGACCAGUGGUUCGAUGAGGUCGCGGAAAGCCCUCCAAUGGUCAUCACGGCCAGAGUGGGAACCGGCCUCAUCAAGCGGAUCCUCAUAGACAGCGGGGCUGACUCGAAUAUCAUGUUCCGCAAUGUGUUCGAUGCCAUGGGUCUACGGGAUGCCGACUUAAAGACCCACCAGCACGGUGUUGUAGGCUUAGGCGACCACUUCAUCAAACCAAACGGGAUAAUCUCCCUGCCGAUAUCUGCAGGACUUGGACAGGGGCGAAGAUCGGUAAUGGCUGAGUUCGUGGUUCUGCGAGACUCCACGGCCUACAACAUCAUCCUAGGGAGAAAGACCAUCAACGAUCUCAGGGCAGUGAUCUCGGGGCUGAUGAUGGAUCCGUGA
This is a messenger RNA of Arachis ipaensis, 1524 nucleotides long. RefSeq lists its product as uncharacterized. NCBI's taxonomy places the organism in Eukaryota, Viridiplantae, Streptophyta, Magnoliopsida, Fabales, Fabaceae. The record is from RefSeq and is a predicted model, not a curated record.